This is a messenger RNA of Trifolium pratense (red clover), 3914 nucleotides long. Its product is annotated as RAB11-binding protein RELCH-like. The coding region runs from base 188 to 3775 and encodes 1195 amino acids. Gene Ontology annotation, cellular component: trans-Golgi network; recycling endosome. Gene Ontology annotation, molecular function: protein binding. Gene Ontology annotation, biological process: intracellular cholesterol transport. The record is from RefSeq and is a predicted model, not a curated record. The transcript has 19 exons. NCBI's taxonomy places the organism in Eukaryota, Viridiplantae, Streptophyta, Magnoliopsida, Fabales, Fabaceae.
UUUGUUUUUUAAUAAUAAUAAUAAAAGAAAAAGGUGAGGGUGUGAAUUGUUUUUGGUUUGGGGUUAAUUAAUUGGUCUAAGAGGGAAACGCGAAAAGCGCGCGCACAAUUGAUUGGUGUUAGAAAGAAGAAAAAGAAGAAGAAGAAGAAAAUGGUAUUAUCUCUCUCCUGAUCGAAAAUGCGAAAGAAUGGAGGAGGUUGAGAAGAAAUCAUCACUAUGCAAUUGCGUUGUUAACUUUCUAUUAGAAGAAAAUUACAUUCUAACUGCAUUUGAACUUCUUCACGAACUUCUCGACGAUGGACGAAUCGAUCAAUCUAUUCGUCUCCAACAAUUCUUCUCCGAUCCUUCUCGUUUCUCUCCCAAUCAAAUCUCUCGCUUCAAUUCCCUCUCACUGGCAGAUCCUCAAACACUACUACAAAACAAAGAAGAAGCUGAAGAAAAGUUAGCGAUAACAGAUUACGAACUUCGUUUGGCACAAGAAGACAUCACAAAACUGAAAGACGAAUUGCAAACCAAAACAGAAUAUGAUGAUGUUGAUGAUGAUGCAAUUAUCAAGUCAAGUACAGAUGUUUCACUGAACCGUGAUGGCGAUGAGUUACAAACUGAACAACAACAAAAAAAAGGGAAUAAUCAAAGUUCAUUCACUGAUUUAGGUCCAGUGAAGGAUACUGAGCGUCGAGAUCUCAAUUGUGCUGUCAAGGAAUAUUUGCUUAUUGCCGGUUAUCGACUCACCGCAAUGACAUUUUAUGAAGAGGUUACGGACCAGAACUUGGAUAUUUGGCAAAAUACAAAUGCAUCAAUAUCAGAUGCCUUGCGUCAUUAUUAUUAUCAGUAUCUUUCAUCAAACUCAGAGGCUGCAGAGGAAAAAAUUGCCCAAGUUAGAGAAAAUGAAGCAUUGUUUAAGGAAAAUCAGAGCCUGAAUGAAGAAAAGGAGAGCUUGUUGAAGGGCAAAGAUUUGGCAGAUGCUCAAAUAAGGGCAUUAACUAAAUCCUUGGGUGCACUUCAGGAAGAUCUUAAGCAGAAAGAGAAAAUGGUUCAAGUUUUAAAGAAGUCCUUGGAGAAUCAAAGAAAGGAGCUCCAUGACAGUAGAGUUCAGAUCAGUAAUCUUAAAAUACAUACUGAAAGGUUCAAUUCCGGAAAUAAUCUGGUUAUUAAUGAUGCUAAUAAUGUUCUGCCCGAGUCUUUAGAUAAGUACAAGGAAGAAAUUAAGAAAUUACAGAUGGAAAUUGGAUGGUUGAAGGAAAAGAGUAGAGGAGCUUCAGAACAUGGAAAUUUUGACAGUUCUGGAAAUGAACUUAUGCAGACUGAAGACAAAGUUAUUGAGAUGCUUGAGGACCAAGGCGCAAUUUCUCGUUCUGUUAAUGCGGCAUUGGAUGUUGUACGCAAUGAAGAUGUUCAAUCGCCGGCUCUUCAAACUCUUAAUGAGUUUGCUGAUAAACACACAGAUUCACAACUAGAUUUAUUUAAUCCUGCACAUACAAACACUGCUUUUGAAAUUGUUGAAAAUGUCUCUGAGAAAAAUGGUGGCAAGCAAGAAGGGGAUAGCAGUUUACAUGCUAAACCAGAAAGUGUAAAUGAUGAAGCAAUAUUUGAGAAGAUGGGAUUAAGAACCAUUCAGAUACUGGCAGAUGCUUUGCCUAAAAUUGUUCCUUAUGUUCUCAUCAACCACCGUGAGGAGCUCCUUCCUCUAAUGAUGUGUGCAAUUGAGUACCACCCAGAUGGAAGGACUCGAGAUUCUUUGACCCACACAUUAUUUAACUUAAUAAAGCGUCCUGAUGAACAACAGAGACGAAUAAUAAUGGAUGCAUGUGUCAGCCUUGCAAAGAAUGUUGGAGAGAUGAGAACAGAAACAGAAUUGCUUCCUCAGUGCUGGGAACAAAUAAAUCACAUGUAUGAGGAACGUAGACUGCUCGUUGCUCAAUCAUGUGGAGAGCUUGCAGAAUUUGUACGCCCUGAGAUUCGCGAUUCUCUUAUUUUAUCAAUUGUGCAACAACUAAUAGAAGAUUCUGCCACUAUUGUUCGAGAGGCUGCUGCUCAUAAUUUGGCUAAGCUGCUUCCGCUUUUCCCAAACGUGGAUAAAUAUUUCAAGGUGGAGGAGCUGAUGUUCCAAUUGAUAUGUGAUCCCUCAGGAGUGGUGGUGGAAAGUACUCUCAAGAAAUUGGUUCCUGCAGUUAUAAAGUGGGGAAACAAAUUAGACCACGUUUUGGGGGUUUUACUCUCUCAUAUUUGCAGCUCUGCUCAGCACUGUCCACCUCUUUCUGCAGUUGAAGGGUGUAUAGAGUCACAUUUACAUAUGUUGGGGGAAAGAGAGCGCUGGAAUAUAGAUGUUCUAUUGAGAAUGCUGGUCGAGUUGCUUUCUUUGGUGCACCAAAAAGCCAUUGAAACAUGCCCCUUAUCAUCCACCUUAGAAACUACGCAACUUGUGUUUUCUAUCACAUCGCUUGAAUUAUAUGCAAGGGGAAAUGUUAAAUGGGAUUCAUUUGAAUGGAUGCAUGUUGAGUGCUUUCCUAAAUUGAUACAGUUGGCUUGCUUGUUACCAUGGAAAGAAGAUAAUUUGCGAAGCCGAAUUUCAAAGUUUCUGUUAUCUGUUUCUGAAAGGUUUGGGGAUACCUAUGUGACAUGCAUAAUGCUACCUGUAUUUUUAACAGCAAUUGGGGAUGAUGCCGAUUUGACAUUUUUUCCUAGUUCCAUUCAUUCAAGAAUUAAAGGUUUGAGGCCAAGAUCUGCUGUUUCCGAGAGACUCGCUACAUCUUGUGUCUUACCACUUCUGUUAGCUGGUGUUUUGGGUGCACCUGGAAAGCGCAAAGAAUUAGCUGAUUACUCGAGAAAGUUGCUACUUGAAGACAAUUCCAAGGAAAAUCGACCAGCCAAGCACACCCUUGAAAUUAUUAAUGCUAUCCGAUUCAUUUGCAUAUAUGAAGAAAACCAUGGUAUGAUAUUUGAGAUACUGUGGGAAAUGGUUGUUAGCUCUAACAUGAACAUGAAAAUAACUGCUGCCAAACUUCUCAAAGUUCUUGUGCCAUAUAUUGAUGCAAAGGUUGCUUCAACUCAUGCUUUGCCUGCCUUAGUCACUCUUGGAUCUGAACAAGACCUUGAUGUGAAAUGCGCCAGCAUUGAUGCAUUUGGUGCUGUUGCUCAACACUUCAAAAAUGAGACGAUAGUUGACAAGAUACGCGUUCAAAUGGGUGCUUUUAUUGAAGAUGGAUCCCAUGAAGCUACUAUUGCUGUAAUUCAUGCGUUGGUGGUUGCAGUACCUCAUACAACAGAACAACUUAGAGAUUAUCUUUUGUCCAAGAUUGCUCAACUUACAGCUGUGCCAGUUACUACUUCAACUGAUUUGAAGCUUCGGCAAGAAAGAGCGAAUGCAUUUUGCGAGGCAAUCCGUGCUCUGGAUGCUACAGAUCUUUCUGCAAAUAGUAUUAGAGACUACCUCGUGCCUGCUAUACAAAAUCUUUUGAAAGACUUGGAUGCACUGGAUCCAGCGCACAAAGAAGCCCUUGAGAUUAUUAUGAAGGAAAGAUCAGGGACAAGUUAUAAGGGGAUGGGAUCCCAUGUUGGGAUUGCAUCAUCAAUGAGCAACUUCUUUGGUGGUGGUGAGGGUGGCUUGCGUGGUAAGAAAGACGGCACAGAACUGAUGUCAGAAAGAGCUGUGUCUGCCAAGGAUAUUGUGCCACAACAACCAGUAGAGGACACUAGAUUCAGACGCAUCAUGCUGGGACAUUUUGGUGACAUACUUCGUGGCAAGGAAAAAACACCAGAUAAAACUCAGAACUAAUACGAAGCAUUUUCGCCUUUGUAAUUAAGCUCAAUUUUAGUUUUUUUUUUUUUGUAAAAAGAAUUCAAUCAUUUCACAGGGACUUUUUUCUUUGGCGAUAAAAGUUGAAAAAUGUUAAUUAAAAGAAUGUCAUAUUGCA